GUCCUCUCGCCAUUUAUGCUAAAACUGGGCCAAGCCAACGCACUUAUCGCUCUUCGGCCCACUAAAUCAGUAGGCCCACGUUGUGAAGCUCCUAGUCCUAGUAGCCACGGCUCCACGCAGAACCGUAGGCAGACCCGGCAACGGCAACGCAGAGUCGCCGACGCCGCUGGUGCCUCCCUCUCUCUCACAGAUCCUCCACCGCCGCUGUUGCCGGUGCCGAUCGCCCACCGCUUCCGCCGCAGCGCCGCUCCUCCCUCAGUCUGGUGUAGUAGUGGAGCCCGAGAUCCAUCGGACCGUGGAUUGGAUAGAUUCUAUCUUUUGUUGUCAAAUCCGGUCAUGAAUACAACUCAGAAAGUUGAUCUAGUGGAACCAGCUGCUAAGGUUAUCAAACAAGCCUCACAGUACAAAAGACUGGGGCGAAAAAACCCAUUUGUUCGAUAUGGGUUGCCACUUAUUUCCUUGACAGUGUUUGGUGCAGUCGGGCUUGCUCAUCUUAUACAGGGCAGCAAAGAAGUGACAAAAGAAAAGGAGGAUAUAGAAUGGGAGGUUGUAGAAACAACAAAAGCUCUGAGCCGAACAGGGCCGGUGGAAGGGGCCUAUAAGCCUAAGAAGCUCUCUUUAGAGGAUGAACUGAAGGCUUUGCAGCAGAAGGUGGACAUAAACAGCUACGACUACAAGAGGAUCCCCAGACCCAAUGAAAAAUAAGUGAAUUAUAGCAUCAUUUACCAACGUGAGGAUUGUUUCUUCAACUUUUCUUUCUCUAGUCCUGUAUGAUGCUUUCUAAGUCUUGAAAUGAGAAGGGCCGAAUGGGAAAGCUCCGGCACUAUGAACAGAACUUUAAGCUCCGUUAGUCAGCAGUGGAAGAAAAUUAGGGUCCGGAUCCUUGAACUAUAGGAAUCGGUGUUUGUAGCAACAGCCCUUACGCUUUCUUUUCAUUUCUGUACUGUUACUCUUCUGAGAUCUUGUAGAUGCUUGUAUACUGGCACAAGAAUACAUGAAUAAAAUUGUUAACAGAC
Molecule: messenger RNA, 1016 nt
Organism: Phragmites australis (common reed)
Lineage: Eukaryota; Viridiplantae; Streptophyta; Magnoliopsida; Poales; Poaceae
Exons: 4
Coding region: 16-705 (229 amino acids)
Cellular component (GO): mitochondrial membrane
Source: RefSeq, a predicted model, not a curated record